Solanum dulcamara is the source of this 396-nucleotide messenger RNA. RefSeq lists its product as uncharacterized. NCBI's taxonomy places the organism in Eukaryota, Viridiplantae, Streptophyta, Magnoliopsida, Solanales, Solanaceae. Bases 1 to 396 code for a protein of 131 amino acids. The record is from RefSeq and is a predicted model, not a curated record. The transcript has 2 exons.
AUGGGUAUCUCAUCAACCCGUGUUACUGGAAUAUUUCUCUUAAUUGUUCUUUUUAGUGGCAUUAUGGUUUCUGCUGACGUGUUAGGGCAGCGCAUGCUCGGCGCAGGCGGCUCAGGAGGGGGCGGUGGUGGAGGCUUAUUUGGCGGGGGAAUGGGUAAUGGUGGAAAUCUUGGAUCAGCAAGUUUUGCCACUGGACUUGGCGGCAGUUUGCUUGGUGGUGAAGCUCGUAUUGUUGGAGUAGUUCUCUUAAUUGUUCUUUUUAGUGGCAUUAUGGUUUCUGCCGACGUGUUAGGCCGGCGCAUGCUCGGAGCAGUCGGUGGUGGCGGUUUAUUUGGCGGAGGAAUGGGUACAGGUGGAAGUCUUGGUGAGGCAAGUGGUGGCAUGGGAAUUGGAUGA